UAGAGGCAUUUAAAAUAGGGUUCCUGACGUCACCUGACAGCAACACAUCUUUGUCAGUGAACAAAAUGGCGUCCUAUUAUAUGACUGUCACUCGGCUUCGGCUUGUCCUUGGAGAAGGGGCAAGACGUCUCCAUGUCUCGGCAGCCUUCAACGCCAAGGCCAAGGUGGCCAUGAGCCGCUUUGAGCCUGGAACCAGCAUCAACUAUGAGAAGCUACAUGAGAACAUCGAUGUUGUGCGCAAGAGGCUCAAUCGCCCCCUCACUUUGUCAGAGAAGAUUGUGUACGGUCACCUGGAUGACCCCGUGGGCCAGGACAUCGCCAGGGGGCGCACUUACCUGCGGCUGCGUCCGGACCGUGUGGCCAUGCAGGAUGCCACGGCCCAGAUGGCCAUGCUACAGUUCAUCAGCAGCGGCCUGCCCAAGGUGGCUGUGCCCUCAACCAUCCACUGUGACCACCUGAUUGAGGCACAGAUCGGAGGGGUUGAGGACCUAAAGAGGGCGAAGGAAGUGAAUCAGGAGGUUUACAACUUCCUGGCGACAGCUGGAGCCAGGUAUGGAGUUGGCUUCUGGAAACCAGGCUCUGGAAUCAUUCACCAGAUCAUUCUAGAGAACUAUGCCUACCCAGGAGUCCUGCUGAUUGGCACAGACUCCCACACACCUAAUGGGGGCGGCCUGGGCUCCAUCUGCAUCGGAGUGGGUGGCGCUGACGCUGUGGACGUCAUGGCUGGUAUCCCAUGGGAGCUCAAGUGUCCCAAUGUGAUUGGAGUGAAGCUGACUGGUAGUCUAUCGGGCUGGACCUCUCCCAAGGAUGUUAUCCUGAAGGUGGCUGGGAUCCUGACAGUGAAGGGGGGCACAGGAGCCAUCGUGGAGUACCAUGGCCCAGGCGUCGACUCCAUUUCCUGCACCGGUAUGGCAACUAUCUGCAACAUGGGAGCUGAAAUUGGUGCCACCACCUCUGUUUUCCCCUUCAACCACCGCAUGAAGACUUACCUGAAUAAGACUGGACGUGCAGACAUCGCUGCCCUGGCUGACGAGUAUAAGGAUGACUUGGUCCCUGACACGGGCUGCAAGUACGACCAGGUCAUUGAGAUCAACCUGAGUGAGCUGAAGCCCCAUAUCAACGGGCCCUUCACUCCUGACCUGGCCCACCCAGUGUCUGAGAUCGGUGCUGUGGCUGAGAAGAACGGCUGGCCCCUGGAGGUCAAAGUGGGUCUGAUUGGUAGCUGCACCAACUCCAGCUAUGAGGACAUGGGCCGCGCUGCUUCCCUGGCCAAGCAGGCCCUAGACAAAGGCCUGAAGUGCAAGGCCGCGUUCACCGUCACCCCCGGCUCUGAGCAGAUCCGCGCCACCAUCGAGAGGGAUGGCUUUUCUAAGAUCCUGAGGGAUGUGGGUGGGGUGGUCCUGGCUAACGCUUGUGGACCAUGCAUUGGCCAGUGGGACAGGAAGGAUGUGAAGAAGGGGGAGAAGAACACUAUCGUCACCUCCUACAACAGGAACUUCACUUCCAGGAAUGAUGCCAACCCUGCCACCCAUGCUUUCGUCACAUCCCCUGAAAUUGUCACAGCUUUGGCCAUCGCUGGUACCCUGAACUUCGAUCCUGAGACUGACUACCUCACCGCGGCCAAUGGUGAGAAAUUCAAGCUGGAGCCACCCAAUGGCGACGAGCUGCCUGCCCGUGACUUUGACCCCGGCCAGGACACCUACCAACACCCCCCUGCCGAGAGUGGCUCUGUUAUGGUGGACGUCAGCCCCACCAGCACCCGCCUGCAGCUGCUGGAGCCCUUUGACAAGUGGAACGGCAAGGACCUUGACGACCUGCAAGUGCUGAUCAAGGUGAAAGGCAAGUGCACCACAGACCACAUCAGCGCCGCCGGCCCCUGGCUCAAGUUUCGCGGUCACCUCGACAACAUCUCCAACAACAUGCUCAUUGGAGCAAUCAACAUCGAGAACGACGCGGUCAACAAGAUCAAGAACCAGCUGACAGGAGAGUACGGGGGCGUGCCUGAUGUGGCUCGCCACUACAAGGCUAACGGUCUGUCGUGGGUGGUUGUGGGGGAUGACAACUACGGGGAGGGCUCGAGCAGAGAGCACGCAGCCCUGGAGCCCAGACACCUGGGAGGCAGGGUCAUCCUCGUCAAGAGCUUCGCCAGGAUCCACGAGACCAACCUGAAGAAGCAGGGCAUGCUGCCCUUGACCUUCGCCGACCCAACCGAUUACGACAAAAUCCGCCCCGACGACAAGAUCUCCAUCACAGGCCUUGCAACCUUUGCCCCCGGCAAGCCCCUGAAGGGAGUGGUGAAGCACGGUGACGGCAGCCAGGACAUCAUCACCCUGAACCACACCUUCAACGAGAACCAGGUUGAGUGGUUCCACGCCGGCAGCGCCCUCAACAGGAUGAAGGAGCUGCAGUAACUGAAGAGGGUGAAGAGGGGCGGAGGAGCACAGAGAGGCGGGCCUGGAGCUUUUGAGGGGGAGGGGGGCUGCACAGAGGUGGGAAAUGAGCGAUAGCAGCCUGCCUAUCAUAAACACACUCAUACACACACCCACACACCCCAUGUCGCUGUACAGAUGAAAUGUGCGCACACACAUACAUACAGGAUUACUGUGAAAGCACUUCCCACACAGGUAGAGCUCUAUACACACACACACACGCUCUCACAUAACACACACACAAUAACCCAUGUCUUUGUUUCAGCAUAGCAUUUAAGUGUUCCCGUUCUAGGCAGCACUGCUCUUGUUGGCAGUACUCCCUGUUUGUGUAGAAAUCACAUUUGUCACGCUUCAGUGCUGCAGUAUUCAAUUCACUCCUACCUCAAAAACACACAGCUAGCUCUCCAUAUCAGGUCUGUAGCUUGAAUCCUGCUCACAUUCCUUUACCUGUCAUAGUUGGUGUGUUAAGCUGUGUACCUGGACCUCCCCUUGUUCCCUCCAACACAGACAGCUGGUUAACCCAGUUGUACAUUUAAUUCACUGAAUGUAUCCCUUUCAUUCCCAGGAUUUGGAACUCUUCUUAGUUCAAUAUUACUGCUAGUGAAGAUGAAAGUUAAUAUUUGUUUAGUUAGGUCCAUCUAUUGUCCACCAUGGUUCUAGUGGGCCUCAGGAUCUGCCGAUUUUGACUGUGACUGACCUGAAUUGAUACGUUUUAGUCAUUGAUUAGAGAGCAAAUCGCCUAACCUGGUUACCCAGGCCUAAUAACUGUUCAGAUAGUAUAUUAAAGGCAUCAAUGGAACCAUUAGAUUCCGUGGCCCCAGGACCAGGUUGUAGUGCAUCAUUAUUAUUAUUAUUUUUGUAGGGUUUUCCUUUUCCGGAGUUUCUCUUGACCCGUAAUCUAUUUGAAUCCACGGAAUUUGGUGUACUGUUUGUCACUCCUUUGCAUUCCACACUAACUCUCUACUGCUGCUUUCUCCACAUGCUCCAUUUGUUCCAUUUCUACUUGAGGGCUAUUGCGUGAAAUGAUAUCAGAUCCUAGCAGCCCUUUUCUGUGUUUCUCUGUAGGUGGGAGUAAAAUGCUACAUACUGCUGUGUUGUACUAGUCUUUCCAUUACUUUCCAUGUGUGUGUCCAUAUGUGUUAAUGUGUGUUAGCUAACUAAUCAGACCAUUGCCUGUCCAUAUCCCUGUCUGGCUUGGUGCUGCCCCUCUGUCCUUGCUAAUUCCAGGGCUCCACGCACAGCUUGAGGAGACCUCUUACAAAAUGAACGCACAAUCUAGUGUCCAGACGCCUGUACACUAGCGCUAUAUGUAGUAGUAUUGUAGACACUCAGCCACACUUUCAUUAAUACAUUGCAAACGAUGCACUCCAUAGCAUCUUAAAGGAAGGGUGUGAUUUAAUUUGAAAGAUGUUCCAUAACAAAAUAACUGAAUACAAUGACAAAUGUAUACCAUUAUCUGAUUUCAGGUUAUUACAUUUGGCUAAAACUCUUGCCAUGUUAUAUCUACAUUUUGCCACUUAAAUGGUACAUUGUGUGUUUGAGGAUGUUGCAGCUAAGUCUUAUAAAGUGUGACUGUUUUAAGUUGGCUUUGGGGGGGCCAUGACCACCUAUUCGUUGUCUUCUCGUCACUAAUUUACUUUAUAGUAAUUUAGUGAGUUAUAAUCAAUGUAUUCAUGGGAUUACUGUGGAGAUUUGAUUGGCUACUUCCAUUAAAUCCAUUGGUCAUGGUGCCAAGAUGAUUGUAACGUUGCUAUCAAAGUUUAUUUUCAUAUCAGUUUAUUUAGCUUGUCAGUGAUGAACCGAAGAUCUAACCGUCUGUUUUUGUAGUUGCAGUAGGGUGUGAUGAAAGUAGAAAUGCUAUGCCUAUUUUGUCCACUAGCAUAUGGUCUUCAUUGACAAUAUAUUCAUAGAUGAAUGGCCAUAGCUCCCAAUGUCAAACCCAAAAGUAUUUAAAGGAACUUGGUUUGGGCCUGUGUGUAAAUUAUGUGAUAUAGCGGCACAAUGGAUAGAGGUGUACAUAUUCACUAUAUUAUACAAUAGAGAGAGGGGUGGGCAGGAGCUGCCUGGUUGAAUGCAGAGCCUUUCGUUCUCUGAAACCCACUGUAACAAACUAAUAAUUUAAUCUCCCAUCAAUUGUCUUUAUUAAACUGAAGCCUAAAAGUGUUUUGUAUCUAUUUCCCCCUCCCCAAUCUAAGGGUUUCACAACUAGUCAAACCACUAAAUGGGUGGUUGGAGGUUUUUAAAUGAAGGUCAAUUAUUGUUGAAGCACUAAAGUAGGGUUGUCCUGUACGUCUCAAUGUUUUGGAGCUCUUGGACCUGUGCUGUACAGUGGUCCGUCUUUGUAUGUUGCACCCAGGUGAAGGUUGGAGUUGUUUACAAUGUAAAGGGAGCGACUAGUCAGGUGAGACAUGUCUAGGUUUUUUGUUUUUUAAAUGAUUUGAGAGAUGCAGAUAAAGGAACCCCUGAUUUUGAAACAGGAUUGGCUCCAGAUCGUUGCAACUUUAACCCAUGGUGUAUGUGGUUUAGAGAACAUUAACCAACUUAUUAUACACUGUCAUAAUCAAUACUAAUUCGUCAUUUCCUCAACCUUAGCUAAGUUAACAUGUUGCUGAUCAAUUCUCUCUGAUCUGUCUACUGCAAUUAAUUGCCAAAGAUGCCUCAUGAAAAUGCUCCAUUACAUACUAAAACAUAAGUGUUACAGAAAGGUUUGCCAUUGGUUUUGUUAGCAGAACUACGGUUCUUCAUGUCAAUGAACUCCAUGUUGGAGCAUGAAGAUGAACAGUGUAAUGCCAGCAGCGUUCAAGUUUGUCAAUUGUGUUACUAAAGUAAUUCAUACAUUCUUAACAAAUUCACAAAAGUAUUUAAUGCAUUCUCUAAACGGAACCAUUCUGUGUACAUUGUAAUUCAUAAAUAGCAGCCACCCAUGAAGCAGUUUGCUUGUACUGUGAUGUAAUAUACAAUAUGUUGAUCCCUGGUUCAAAUCUGAGUUUCUGAAAUGCUACUGUAACGUGACAAAGCAGAUACUUAAUUGUACACAUUUUAAAUUGUCCUCAGCAAAACCCAAACCUGAGUUUUGUAAACUGCUUUGUUUUAUUGGCCUGGCUAUUUAUUUUCCAUUUUGAAACACUGUCAAUGUCUUACUUCAUAAAAAUGCCUAUUUUGUUCAGAUACUGCAAACAAUUAAAUGCAUAAACCCAUUGACGGGCAUUAUUAAUUUUCAUGUAAUCUCAAGUGGUGAAUUCCGCUUCACUGAUUCCAUAUUUGUUUGAUUUUAAAGUUGGUUUUGUAUUAGGUGAUUUGAAUGCUUGCAGUUUCAUAGCGUGCCAGAUUAAAAGAGAUUUUAGGAUAUUUCCUGUGGUAAAUGAAUAUUUAAUAAAGAUAAUGUUUGAUCUAA
This is a messenger RNA of Coregonus clupeaformis (lake whitefish), 5823 nucleotides long. Its product is annotated as aconitate hydratase, mitochondrial-like. The record is from RefSeq and is a predicted model, not a curated record. Lineage: Eukaryota; Metazoa; Chordata; Actinopteri; Salmoniformes; Salmonidae. Bases 66 to 2411 code for a protein of 781 amino acids. The transcript has 16 exons. Gene Ontology annotation, biological process: tricarboxylic acid cycle. Gene Ontology annotation, molecular function: 4 iron, 4 sulfur cluster binding; aconitate hydratase activity. Gene Ontology annotation, cellular component: mitochondrion; cytosol.